Molecule: messenger RNA, 1092 nt
Organism: Caenorhabditis elegans
Lineage: Eukaryota; Metazoa; Nematoda; Chromadorea; Rhabditida; Rhabditidae
Gene: nhr-118
Product: Nuclear receptor domain-containing protein
Exons: 7
Coding region: 1-1092 (363 amino acids)
Biological process (GO): DNA-templated transcription; intracellular receptor signaling pathway; regulation of DNA-templated transcription
Cellular component (GO): nucleus
Molecular function (GO): zinc ion binding; RNA polymerase II cis-regulatory region sequence-specific DNA binding; sequence-specific DNA binding
Source: RefSeq, marked reviewed
AUGGAGCAGUCAAAAAUGAAUGUGAAGCCACAACCACUAGUAAGCGCCUGCCUGGUUUGUGGAGACCCAAAUAUUCAGCGCCACUACGGAACCGUGUCCUGCAAUGGUUGUAAAGGGUUUUUCAGAAGAAGUAUAUGGGAGAAAAGAACGUAUAAAUGCAGCUUCCACAAUCAAUGCUCAAUUGAGCACAAGUACCGUAACCGCUGUAGAGCAUGCCGACUGGAAAAGUGUUUUCGUGCUGGGAUGGAUGCUUCAGCAAUUCGGAAUAAAAGAGCCAAACGAAAAUCACAACCUGAGUCCCCGUGUACGGAAGAAAUCGAAAAUCGAGCGCUGAGCUGGCAAACUGAAGCCAUAAUUGCGCUGUUAAUGCAGAAGAAUGGUCAGACCCACAAUAAGUUAAGCCAAUUCAGUGGAGCGUCAGAGUUCAAUUUCUCGACUAGAUCAUUCGUCACAUUAGAAACACUUCAUCUGAAUCGCCACCAAUUACCAAAUCGGAUUUGGCUCGAGAAUACGUUACCAGAGUAUCAAAUGCUGGUCCACGCUGAUAAGAAUGUGCUAAUGAGCCUAUCGAUUUUAUCAGUUUGCUGGCUGACUAGCGCUUUUGAAUCCUAUAAAUUCGAAUGUGAUGGUAUUCUGUUUGCCGAUGGGAGCUGGUUUCCAAGGGAUCGGAAACUCAGGAGCCAGGUUUGCUCAAGAUGUGUAACGUACUUCGGAUGUACAGUCGAUUUAUUCCUGACCCAAGUGGUAUAUCGGAUAAAGGAGCUGAAAAUCGAUGAGACCGAAAUCACACUUUUGAAGGCGAUAUGCCACUUGCAACCCAGUCCUCAAUUAUCAAGACAUGCCAUUGAAAUAGUAGCGAAUGGACAGACAAAGUACAAAAAAGUUCUGUGUGAAUAUAUUCGAUCAAAUACCGAUGGGUAUAUGGAUGCUUCCAUACGACUGUGCAAGAUUCUGCAGAUCCUGCCGGAACUUGAUGCACUCGCCAAACUCGAAGAGGACAAUGGACUGUUGGUUUCACUCAGUGGCAUCGAACUCAAUGCAGCUCGCCAGGAAGUGCUUCCAGGAAACAGUCUGAUGGCAGUUUUGAUUUAA